AUGAACCCAAAAAUUUCAGAUUUUGGGCUCGCAAAAAUAUUUGGCAUAAAUGAUACUGAACGAAACACAAAGAGGAUUGUUGGGACAUAUGGUUAUAUGGCUCCAGAGUAUGCUUCAGAGGGCCUCUUCUCAGUCAAAUCUGAUGUAUUCAGCUUCGGUCAAAGAGCAUCAGGUUUCCACCGAUAUGGAGACUUCAUCAACCUUCUUGGGCACGCAUGGCAGUUGUGGAAAGAAGAAAGAUGGCUUCAGCUCGUGGAUGCAUCAAUUGCUGAGAAUCAGAAUCUAGGGAUGAUGAGAUGUAUUAUUAUCGCAUUGUUGUGUGUCCAAGAAAAUGCUGCUGAUCGACCCACCAUGUCAGAUGUGAUUGCCAUGCUAAGCAGUGAAAGCAUGACCUUGCCUGAGCCUAAGCACCCGGCAUAUUUCCAUGUAAAGUUGACAGAGGAUGAGGCGUCCACACUUGUCGAGCCUUGCAGCCUUAAUUAUGUCACAAUAUCUGGUGUUGAUGGCAGAUAG
This is a messenger RNA of Setaria italica (foxtail millet), 513 nucleotides long. RefSeq names its product G-type lectin S-receptor-like serine/threonine-protein kinase At4g03230. Lineage: Eukaryota; Viridiplantae; Streptophyta; Magnoliopsida; Poales; Poaceae. Gene Ontology annotation, molecular function: ATP binding; protein serine/threonine kinase activity. The transcript is spliced from 3 exons. Bases 1 to 513 code for a protein of 170 amino acids. Gene Ontology annotation, biological process: protein phosphorylation. The record is from RefSeq and is a predicted model, not a curated record.